AUGGUUAUAAUGAAAGUUAUUUGGCUACUAUGCAUUUCGACACUUUUGUUAAUGUCGGUAGUUUCAGGGCAAUUUCAAGGAAAACAAGGAAAAAAUCCAGAACAGGCGGACGAAGUACCAAAAACUUAUCAAUUAAGAACCACCGAUGAUAUGACACUUUUUGUUGAAGAAAGAGGAGAUGUUUCUAAUCCAACGAUAAUUUUUACACAUGGAUAUUUUACAAGUAGAUUAGCGUGGGACACAACAUUUACAUCGAAUCGACUGAAUAAUUAUCAUUUAGUAAGAUGGGAUUUACGUGGCAUGGGAGACAGUAGCAAAGACACCGAUGUAGAUAAAUAUAAUAAUCUAGAUUUGUAUGCUAAUGAUGUCAAAUUAAUAGUUGAUGAUGUUUUAACAAAAAAGGGAAAUACGCAAAACAAUCAAAUUUUUUUAGUUACUUGGGGUACCGGAUCUAUUGCUACCUUAUCAUAUUUUAGAAAUUUCACAGGAGAUAAAAUUAGUGGAUACGUUAAUGUCGGGAACAAUUUCCAAAGUUUUAAAGAGGAUAAUAUUUUUACUGAAUAUAGCAGGGUCACUAUUGGUGGUGUUGUUACUAGCGAAACAUAUAUGCUUAUCUUGGAUUCACUUAAAAAUUUAUUUAAUAGAUUUACUUCCACAAAUAAUCCAUUCCCUCCAUCAACCCUUAGUUUCUUUAUAGGAAUUGGUGCAUAUGCUCCUACAGAGUCUCGUCUCGCUUAUGGACAGCUUGAUUAUGAUUUUACAGGAACAUUUACCAAUCUUACGAUUCCAACAUUAAGCAUAUAUGGUGAUGACGAUCAAAUUGUUAAUCCUGAACAUAGCAAAAGCGUUGCUGAAUUACGACCUAAUGAUGUUGUGCAGGUAUAUCCAGGUAUUGGGCAUGUUCCUAUGUGGGAAGUUCCUGAAAGAUUCGAAAAUGAUUUAGAUCGUUGGAUUGGUUCCAUUGUCAAUCCAAAAAAUAACAAUAAAGAACCUAAUGAAACACAACCAAAACAACCAAAUAAACCGAAGCAACCUAAACGACGACGAUGA
Messenger RNA from Funneliformis geosporum, 1050 nucleotides. NCBI's taxonomy places the organism in Eukaryota, Fungi, Glomeromycota, Glomeromycetes, Glomerales, Glomeraceae. The record is from the annotation of a GenBank genome assembly.